This is a messenger RNA of Diatraea saccharalis (sugarcane borer), 1131 nucleotides long. Lineage: Eukaryota; Metazoa; Arthropoda; Insecta; Lepidoptera; Crambidae. The record is from the annotation of a GenBank genome assembly.
UUUAUUUUUCUUAUAUUGGUACGAGAUUUUAUUGAUUGUUUUCUUUCAUAAAAGAUUUUUGGCCAGACGGCGACUGAAAUUGCAAGUUACUGUGAUAUAUUUAUUUUCGUUAUUUAACUAUUCUUAUCAACCAAUUAAAUGAGCAGGGAUAUCGAGUUAUGUCUAUAAGUAAUGGAAGGUACAGAACUGGGUGGCGACCAGCAAUUCUGUUUGAGAUGGAACAAUUUUCAAGCAAAUAUAACUUCUCAAUUCGAGGCACUGCGCGAUGAUGAGGACUUCGUGGACGUCACCCUGGCUUGCGAAGGUCACAGACUGGAGGCGCAUAAAGUGGUUCUUUCUGCGUGUAGUCCUUAUUUUAAGGAAUUAUUCAAAAACAAUCCAUGUCCUCACCCGAUAAUAUUCAUGCGCGACUGCGAAGUGUCUCAUGUGCGCGCCCUCCUACAGUUUAUGUACGUGGGUCAAGUGAACAUUGCCCAGGCGCAACUCAGCGCCUUCCUGCGUACCGCCGAUGCUUUGCAGAUUCGAGGCCUGACAGACUGCUCACAGCACAACGAAAAAAAAGUGAACCGUAAAUCUCCUCCUUCCCAACUGCGUAAUUUGCUAAGCGCAAAGCCGUCACAUUCUACCUCUUCUUCCAAAGCCGCAAGCCAAAAUGUUGAGUCGACAUCUGUUGAAGAACAAGAUAAGACCGCGACUCGCCGUUCCGCUAGAAAUUCUCCCGAAGUUGCCAGAAAUAAUCUCAACGAAGAAGCUCCCAUUCAAACUUCUAGUCAAAUGAGGCCUAAUAAUGAUGACUAUAGCGAAACUUGCAAUUACCCUUCCGUAAGGGUGAAAACUGAUCUCGAAGCGCUCGAAGUAAAAAAUGAAGAGAGUGACAUUCUUAUGGACCCCGGCGAUGGUGAUAGGCCAGAUAAAUGUCAACAAGAUUUUAACGCGUCUGAUCUCUUGGAACCUAAAAUGGAAGUCAUGGAACAGGAGGCUAGCGACGACGAACGUUCCAAUUUUCCUCCAAUUUAUUAUGAAAACAAUGCGCUCGCUAAUCCCUUUGCUGCUUUGCAAGGAAAUGUGGAUCUCAUGGGCGGAAUGAACGCCGAGCUCCGGGACGACAGCGCCGAAGGUGAAUAUUCAUAA